Molecule: messenger RNA, 3266 nt
Organism: Carassius gibelio (silver crucian carp)
Lineage: Eukaryota; Metazoa; Chordata; Actinopteri; Cypriniformes; Cyprinidae
Product: HLA class I histocompatibility antigen, A alpha chain
Exons: 8
Coding region: 16-1074 (352 amino acids)
Biological process (GO): immune response
Cellular component (GO): external side of plasma membrane
Source: RefSeq, a predicted model, not a curated record
GGGGCAGGUGGAGGCAUGAAGUCAAGGAAGAUAAUUAAUCAGAAUACUUACCAAAAUUUGCUCCUGUUCACGCUCGCCUUCUCUGGAAGAUUCGGAACACACUCUCUGAGAUACUUCUUUUCUGCUGUGUCUGGAAUCAGUGACUUCCCAGAGUUCACUAUUGUUGGUCAGGUAGAUGAUCAACAGUUUAUGUAUUUUGACAGUAAGAUAAUGAAAGUUGUGCCGAAGACAGAGUGGAUGAGACAGAGUGAAGGAGCAGAUUAUUGGGACAGAGAGACUCAGACUAGUAUUGGUGCACAUCAGGUCUACAAAGUCAACAUCCAGACUCUAAAGGCCCGCUUCAACCAGACGACAGGUGUGCACACAGUCCAGGUGAUGUACGGCUGUGAGUUUGAUGAUCAGACUGGAGAAACAAAUGGGUUUCGUCAAGAUGGUUAUGAUGGAGAGGACUUUCUGUUUCUGGAUCUGAAGGAGAUGAGAUGGAUUACUCCAGUGAUGCAAGGAAUCCCCACCAUACAGAAGUGGAACAAUUACGGAUAUGAGAUUGAGGCUAAAAAACAUUACUUCAGCACUGUGUGCAUUGAGUGGUUGAAGAAGUAUCUGGAGUAUGGAAAGAGCAGCCUGAAGAAAACAGUUUCUCCUCAGGUGUCUGUGCUGAAGAAGUCUUCCUCGUCUCCAGUCAAGUGUCAUGCUACAGGAUUUUACCCCAAAGAUGUAACAAUCUCCUGGAUGAAGAAUGACCAGGAGCAUCAUGAGGAUGUGGAGGUUGGACAACCUCUUCCUAAUGAGGACGGGACCUUUCAGAAGACCAGCACCCUCACAGUUACACCUGAAGAGCUGAAGAAGAAUGAGUUCAUCUGUGUGGUGGAGCAUCAGGGAAAAACCUUCAGAGAGAUCCUGAAAGAUGAUUCUCCUCUCAUCGCCAUCAUCGUUGGUGUUGUUCUGGCUCUGAUUCUGUUGGCUGUCAUCGGUGUUGUUGUGUUUAAAGUGUAUCAGAAAAAGAAAGGCUUCAAACCUGUCAAUGCCUCUGAUGAUGGUUCAAACAGCUCGGCUCGUACAGAUCCACAAGCAUAAAGAUGGGACUAGAAGUGUUGGAGAGAUGAAGUCGAAAAAAAGAAGCUUAUCCUGCUGUCCAUCUUGCUUUCAGCACUGAACACAAACACUCAUAUCCAGGGGCGUAGAUUACGCGGGGGACACGGGGGACAUGUCCCCCCCCCCCCACUUUUAAUAUCAUGGAAAUUCGUCUCCCUGCACUUUUUCAGCCAAAUGUGUUCGCAUAAAUGUUUUCAAGAGCUGGUGUGAAUAAAUAUAGAUUUAAACUCAAAGAGACAGGAUAGUCUGCUCAUGACCUGAUAUUUUAUUCGGACCCAGAAUCGCUAAACUCUCAUGAAGUGUGUGUUUCAUUCAUCCUCGAAGCCGGAGCGCGCUCUCGCGCAGAAAGUCUCAGGAAACUCCUAAUAUGGGCAACAGCGUCCAGCUAUCACUGUAUGAAAACAGUUGUUUUGACAGAAGAACAGAAACUUUUGGAAACAUGAAGACGAUUAUACGAUUGCGACAAUAUAUGGUUUUUCAAGUCAUCUCCAGCAGGUGAUAAAUACAGUGUAUCAACAAAACAGUGCUAAUUGACAGAUUUAUUACGGUAUAGAAACUAUUUUGCCUUAUUAUGUGAUAAAUAAGUGUUUGUAGUAUAUAACAAAAAUCAUUAUUAUUUGUUAUUGUCAAGCAGUUAUAGAUUUCUAAGCUAAUUAAAAGCUAGAAAUUAGAGAAUAAUUAAAGUUCCCUAUAGUAUCCACUACCAGUCAAGUCUCUUCUGUUCACCAAGCCUGCAUUUAUUUGAUCCAAAGUACAGCAAAACAGUAAACAGAAAUAUUUUACUAGACUUUUUAAAAUAACUGUUUUCUAUUUGAAUAUAUUUCAAAAUGUUAUUUAUUGAGAUUUUAAAGCUUGCUAAAUAAAAGUAUUCAUUUCUAUAAUUUAUUUUCCAAAAAAAGAUAUAUUUUUGAAUGAUAUACUGUAUAAUGUUGCAAAGGCUUUUUAUUUCACAUAAAUGCUGAUCUUUGGAUCCUUCUAUUCACCAAUGAAUGCUUUAAAAAAAUGUACUCAUAUUUUUAAAUAUGAUAAUCAGCAAAUCAGCCUAUUAGAAUGAUUUGAUUUCUUAAGGAUGUGACACUGGAGUAAUGAUGCUGAACAUUCACCUUUGAUCACAGGAAUAAAUUACAUUUUAAAAUACAUUCAAAUAGAAAAUAGUUAUUUUAAAUUGUAAAAACUUUUGCUGUACUUUGGAUCAAAUAAAUGCAGGCUUGGUGAGCAGAAGAUACUUCUUUAAAAACAUUAAAAAUCUUACUGUUCAAAACCUGUUGACUGGUAGGCUAGAUUACAGAAAUGUUAUAUUGUAAUGUUUUCUAUUAUAUUGUAAUGUGUGUGUGUGUGUGUGUGUGUGUGUGUGUGUGUGUGUGUAUAUAUAUAUAUAUAUAUAUAUAUAAUUUCUGUUCCCCUCACUUCUGAAAAUAUGGCUACGCCCCUGACUCAUACACACACAGGAUCAUUCUGAAAUAAGAUCCAUCUGCAUGUCUUAUUAAUUGGCAAUAAUUGAAAUAUGAAAAUGUUUUGCUUCUUUACACUGUUCAACUUUUGUUAUAUAUUAAUGUUAUGAGCUUGUUAAUUUAAGCUGAAAUCUAAAUGGAAAAUGUAUGAAUUUCUCUUCAGUGACAAAAAAAAGAAUACAAAUGAUUGAUUUGCAAGAUUGAUCUGUAGGUUUGUGAUAUCAGUACUAACCCUGAAAAGGGUUAAAUGUGGUGUACCUGGGUGCAACAGCCUUUUCCAGCUAAAGAAGAUUCAUCUCUUCAAUUCUCUAAAGAGGAUGUCUGUGAUCAAAUAGUUUAUUAUACUUUUAAUUGCUUUAAAUAGACUUUAAAAUGGUCUAGAUUGUAUGAAUUGUGCAAUUGGGCUAUUUCAUCAAUUAAAUCAAACAACCAAUAUGUAGGCUUCAUAUUUUAUUCCUUGUUUGGGAUUUUGGGGCUUUUUUUCUGUUUAUGUCCUUAUUUUUGUUUUAAAUAAUUUAGAUAAGAAGUUGAACUAUACAGUGAUAACUGAUUCUUGUUAAACAAUUGUCAAUGAAUCUGAACAGUACAGUAAAAUACAGACAAUUUUCUUUGAGGUUUCCGUGCUGAAGUAAGGCACAUAUGUUUAUUUGUAUAUUGGUUACCUUCCAAAAGUUGUAAUGUUGUUUUGAUUCCUUAAAAAUAAAUAAACCUCAUUAAAAAAGA